Messenger RNA from Halteromyces radiatus, 1932 nucleotides. Its product is annotated as endo-1,3(4)-beta-glucanase. The transcript has 4 exons. Bases 1 to 1932 code for a protein of 643 amino acids. The record is from RefSeq and is a predicted model, not a curated record. NCBI's taxonomy places the organism in Eukaryota, Fungi, Mucoromycota, Mucoromycetes, Mucorales, Cunninghamellaceae. Gene Ontology annotation, molecular function: endo-1,3(4)-beta-glucanase activity.
AUGUUUUCAAAUAAUGUCAUACCACAGCAAUUUUUAACCAUUCAGCAUCCUUUCCCCCCACAAUUUAUUGUCAAUGGUAGUAAUCCUGAUGAUCAACAGACCGUACCUACCAACUCAUGGAUGUCCAAUCUCUUUUAUCCAAGUGCAAACAAUCUGGCGUCUACAAAUACUGAUCCAUAUACCAUUCGCAUUCUAGACAAACUUGUUGAUGGACAUCCUGGUCUUUCUGUGACACAAAAGCAAGAGAAAACAAUAGGAGGAUAUCCAUCUAUGAACAAUGUACCAGGAUCAUCGGCUGCAUAUAUGUUAAAUCAGGUAGUAGUGGAUAUGCGAUUUAGCUGUCAAGAAUGGGCAACGAACCGAUCAUCACCCACUGUACAGGUCACAUCAUGGGAUCACUUUGGAGCCACUGUUCAACUCAUCAGUGGUAAUAAUAAGGCACAAUCUAUUGAAUUUCCAUUAGCUCGCGGUAUGGCUUAUGUCACUGCUCAUUACCAUGCAUUGACACCACAUUUCAUCACUCAAUACAAUAUCUUACAUGUUGAUUGUGAUGAGCAGCAUGAGCAGCAAAUCAAUGGAACAUCAACUAUUAUUUAUACUGGAACAAAAUUCAAAUUAACUUUGGAAGAUCCUAAUUCAUCCAUUUUUAUCAUUUAUGCUCUUGAUGAUCCUUUACAUCUGGUGUUUUCUGGUACUUCUGGCUUAACAACUUCCGGUCCUUACAACGGUACUAUUCGUUUAGCUAAAUUGUCAAAUACUUCGGAUGAAUCUAUUUUAGAUCAAUAUUAUACAACUUGGACUACAGGUGGUACAGUGGUGCCUAAUGAAGGCUCGUAUACAAUUCAAUGGAAAACACAAGGUCAAGGUGAACCACUGAUAUUUGCGUAUCCUCACCAUAUACAAACUUUGACCAAUGUUGAACAAACAUCUCUUCGGUUGGAAUCAGCAACCAAAGGUACCAUGCACGCGGUGAUAGGAAAUACUUGGACAUUACAAGAACAGCAAUCUUCAAACAAUGAUAUGCCAUCCUUUAAUCAAAGCGCAUCCAUAGAUUGGUUUCCAAAACAACCUAAACCUGAACCAUCCACAAUAAAUGAUAUUCUAUCCUACUUGGCUCAAGAACUUGGCAACGCUGAUUAUGACAAGGAAACCAACAAAAAUGAUAACUAUUUUUCUGGAAAAGCACUUCAAAAAUAUGCACUGUUGGCUCUAUUACUCAAUCAACCUGAAGUCACUGGACUAAGAAACCCUGAAUUGGCACGUAUAUCGUUGGAUAAACUCAAGUUUGCAUUUGCUGUAUUUUUAGAAAAUCGACAAAACGAUCCUUUCUAUUAUGAUCAAGUUUACAAAGGCAUUGUGUCUAGAAAUGGUCUUCCUACUUCCAUGGGUGGUACUGGCAAUAUUGAUGCUGGAUUUGGACAUUCUUAUUAUAGCGAUCAUCAUUAUCAUCAAGGAUACUUUGUAGUGACAGCUGCUAUCAUUCAUUAUUUGGAUCCAACCUGGCGUAGUGAUGAAAUCAAGACAUGGACUGAAGUUCUCAUACGUGAUGUGAACUCACCUGGAGAAGAUACCCAUUUUGCUCCAUAUAGAAAUUGGGAUUGGUUUGCUGGACAUACUUGGGCAGGUGGAAUCAAAAUCAAUGGCGCCAUGGAUGGUCGAGAUCAAGAAUCUGUUCCAGAAGCUGUCAACUUUUACUGGGGAAUGAAACUAUGGGGACUAGCAUCAAAGAAUACACCCUUGGUUCAACUGGCAAAUUUACAACUUGAUAUCAUGAAACGAACGACAUAUGAAUAUUUCUGGAUGCUAGACUCCAAUACAAAUAGGCAUAUUGGCUUGGUCAGUAACAAGGUCACUGGUAUUCUUUUUGAACAAAAAUUGGAUUAUGUACGUGAAAUUGUUCUUUUUAAAAAAAAAGUCAAUGCGAUUAACUAA